Messenger RNA from Sphenostylis stenocarpa, 2097 nucleotides. Lineage: Eukaryota; Viridiplantae; Streptophyta; Magnoliopsida; Fabales; Fabaceae. The record is from the annotation of a GenBank genome assembly.
AUGGCCGACGCUGAAACCUUCGCUUUCCAGGCUGAGAUCAACCAGCUUCUGAGCCUCAUCAUCAACACGUUCUAUAGCAACAAAGAGAUUUUCUUGCGUGAAAUCAUAAGCAAUGCUUCUGAUGCUUUGGAUAAGAUUCGAUUCGAGAGUUUAACCGACAAGAGCAAGCUCGAUGCCCAGCCAGAGCUCUUCAUUCGGCUCGUGCCCGAUAAGGCCAACAAGACGCUUUCCAUUAUUGACAGCGGUAUUGGAAUGACUAAAGCAGAUUUGGUGAACAACUUGGGUACCAUUGCAAGGUCUGGCACCAAGGAAUUCAUGGAAGCGCUGCAGGCUGGUGCUGAUGUAAGCAUGAUUGGGCAGUUCGGUGUGGGGUUCUACUCUGCUUACCUUGUUGCGGAGAAAGUCAUUGUUACCACCAAGCACAACGAUGAUGAACAGUACAUUUGGGAGUCUCAGGCCGGUGGCUCUUUCACUGUUACUAGGGACACUGAUGGUGAGCAACUUGGAAGGGGAACCAAAAUUACACUCUUCCUGAAGGAAGAUCAGUUGGAGUACUUGGAAGAGAGGAGGAUCAAGGAUCUUGUGAAGAAGCACUCUGAAUUUAUUAGCUAUCCUAUCUACCUUUGGACUGAGAAGACAACCGAGAAAGAAAUCAGCGAUGAUGAAGAUGAUGAGCCCAAGAAAGAGGAAGAAGGGGACAUCGAGGAAGUUGACGAGGACAAGGAGAAAGAUUCUAAGAAAAAGAAGAUUAAGGAGGUUUCUCAUGAGUGGCAACUCAUUAACAAGCAGAAACCAAUUUGGUUGCGGAAGCCAGAAGAGAUCACCAAGGAUGAAUACGCUUCUUUCUACAAGAGCCUGACCAACGAUUGGGAAGAGCACUUGGCUGUGAAGCAUUUCUCUGUGGAGGGUCAGCUUGAGUUCAAGGCCAUUCUCUUUGUACCUAAGAGGGCACCCUUCGAUCUGUUUGACACCAGGAAGAAGAUGAACAAUAUCAAGCUUUAUGUCAGGAGGGUGUUCAUCAUGGACAACUGUGAGGAGCUCAUUCCUGAAUACCUUGGAUUUGUGAAAGGUGUUGUUGACUCUGAUGACUUGCCCCUCAACAUCUCUCGUGAGAUGCUGCAGCAGAAUAAGAUCCUGAAGGUGAUCAGGAAGAAUCUUGUAAAGAAGUGCAUUGAGAUGUUCAAUGAAAUUGCUGAGAACAAAGAAGACUACAACAAGUUCUAUGAUGCUUUUUCGAAGAAUUUGAAGUUGGGUAUUCAUGAGGAUAGCCAGAACAGGUCCAAAUUGGCUGAUUUGCUCAGAUACCACUCUACAAAGAGUGGUGAUGAAAUGACAAGCUUGAAGGACUAUGUUACAAGGAUGAAGGAGGGACAAAAGGACAUUUACUACAUCACUGGAGAGAGUAAAAAGGCCGUGGAAAACUCACCUUUCUUGGAGAGACUUAAGAAGAAGGGUUAUGAAGUUCUUUACAUGGUGGAUGCCAUUGACGAGUAUGCUGUUGGACAACUCAAGGAGUACGAUGGCAAGAAAUUGGUUUCAGCUACAAAGGAAGGGUUGAAAUUAGAUGAUGAAACUGAAGAAGAGAAGAAGAAGAAAGAGGAGAAGAAGAAAUCAUUUGAAGAGCUCUGCAAGGUCAUCAAGGACAUUCUGGGAGACAAAGUGGAGAAAGUUGUUGUCUCUGACAGAAUUGUUGAUUCUCCUUGCUGUUUGGUCACUGGUGAGUAUGGAUGGACUGCUAACAUGGAAAGAAUCAUGAAGGCUCAGGCUCUGAGAGAUAACAGCAUGAGUGGCUACAUGUCUAGCAAGAAGACCAUGGAAAUUAACCCUGACAAUGGUAUCAUGGAAGAGCUGAGGAAGAGAGCUGAAGCUGACAAGAAUGACAAGUCUGUGAAGGACCUAGUGUUGCUUCUCUUUGAGACUGCCCUUUUGACUUCAGGUUUCAGCCUUGAUGACCCCAACACCUUUGCUUCGAGGAUUCACAGGAUGCUGAAGUUGGGUCUCAGUAUUGAUGAAGAUGAGAAUGCUGGAGAUGAUGUUGACAUGCCCCCACUGGAAGAGCAGGAUGCUGGGGAGAGCAAGAUGGAAGAAGUGGACUAA